This is a messenger RNA of Onychostoma macrolepis, 3405 nucleotides long. RefSeq lists its product as uncharacterized. The transcript is spliced from 8 exons. The coding region runs from base 75 to 1664 and encodes 529 amino acids. Lineage: Eukaryota; Metazoa; Chordata; Actinopteri; Cypriniformes; Cyprinidae. The record is from RefSeq and is a predicted model, not a curated record.
CACUUUCACUUACGGAGGGACAGAGCGUCUUUACUUCACUGAAUCUGCAUCGUCUUUUUGCAAAAAAACGAAAAAUGAAGCAUGUCUUUAUUUUUCUCUUUUUGCUGUGUGUUUGUGGGCAUGAUAUAGUGCCAGUGUCUGUGUUAGAGGGAGAUUCAGUCACUCUAUACACUGAUAUUGAAACAAUCCAACAAGAAGAAAUUAGGUGGUAUUUUAAUGACUUUUGCAUUGCUGACAUCACUGGAGAUCAGAGUAAGAACAGUACAGAUGUUCAGUGUAAUAAUGGUGCAAAGAUAUUCAGAAACCGACUGAAGGUGAAUUAUAUGACUGGAUCUCUGACCAUCACUAACAUCAGCACCACAGACUCUGGACUCUAUAAACUACAGAUCAACAGCAGCAGCGACAGUCUUCUUCAGCUCUUCAGUGUUUCUGUCUAUUAUGAUCCAGAAGGAGAUAAACUGAAGACAAAGUCGGUGAAGGAGGGAGACUCUGUCAUUUUAGAUCCUGGUGUAGUGAGAACCACAAAUUAUUUGAUGAAAUGGAUUUUUAAUGACAUUCGCAUCGCUGAAAUCAACACAGAUCUUAGUUUUAUUUGUACAGAUGUUCAGUGUUUAUAUGCUGAUGUCAGAUUCAGAGGCAGACUGAAGCUGAAUCAUAUGACUGGAUCUCUGACCAUCACAAACACCAGAACCACAGACUCUGGACUCUAUUAUCUACUGAUAACCACCAUCAGAUUCAGCAUCUUAAAGAGCUUUAGUGUUGAUGUCACUGGUUAUGCUGAUGCAGAAAGAGUGACAGUGAUGGAGGGAGAUUCAGUCACUCUACACACUGAUGUUGAAACAAACCAACAAGAAGAGAUUAGAUGGUAUAUUAAUGACAUCCGCAUCGCUCAAACCACUGGAGAUCUCAGUUUUAUCUGUACAGAUGUUCAGUGUAAACAUAGUGAUGAGAGAUUCAGAGACAGACUGAAACUGGAUCAUCAGACUGGAUCUCUGACCAUCAGAGACACCAGAACCACAGACUCUGGACUUUAUCAUAAUCAAGUCAUCAGCGGCAGCAGCAUCAGUCACGAGACGUUCAGUGUUACUGUCUGUGAUAUUUCUGCUGCUGAACGAGAUGAAAUGAAGAGAAAGUCAGAGGAGGGGGGAGAAUCUGUCACUUUAUACACUGGAGAAAUAAAAAACCCAAAUGAAGUGAUGACGUGGUAUUUUAAUGACUCUCGCAUCGCUGAAAUCACUGGAGAUCAGAGUAAGAUCUGUACAGAUGAUCAAUGUAAUAAGAGAUUCAGAGACAGACUGAAGCUGGAUCAUCAGACUGGAUCUCUGACCAUCAUGAACAUCACAAAAACAAACGCUGGAGUUUAUAAACUACAGAUCAGCAGCAGCAGAAUCAGCAUCGUAAAGAGCUUUAAUGUCACUCUACCUAAAUUUCAAACAGGGCCCAUACCCCAUACCCCAGCUACGGACCUGGCUGGUUCAGAAUCAGGUCUGCCUCUAGCCGCUGUAGCAGGAAUGGUAUGUGUUGGUGGAGCUGUUGUUCUGCUGCUCAUUGUUGCUGGUGUGAUUUAUGGUCGCAAACGUCAAGCAGGACAACGUGACAUCAUGCUGCACUUCAGUAAUCAGAUGAAUGGCACUGAAGACCCUGUUGAUGACUCCUGCCAAUGAAUCGUUUCUUAAUCAGACUGAAACUAAGGAUGCUAAUGAGACAUCACAGUAACAUUAUUUAUUAUUUUGAUACUUCCAUUGAAAGAAAAGUGAAGUUGUGAAACCUACAGUGUCAUGAUACCAAGAUUUCAGCAUUCAGCACCAAAAGCAGUGAAAUUUCACCCCGACACCAAUUUCAACUUAUUAAAUUCAAACUCAUUUGCUGUAAUUCAUUAUUUUUAAGUAAUCUAAAUAAUAAAUAGAAUUGUAGCCUAAAUAUAUAUAAGACAUACCGUAAAUUAGCAACUAAAUGAGUAAACUUUGAGAAAGCCUGGGCAGAAAGUUUCAAGUAAAAGCUAAACGUUUAAGGGUUUUGAAGGCCAUACAGAAAAACAGACAGACAGAACGAAGAAUACAAUUGAUGGAUCAUUUAUGGCCCAGGCUAUCCCAAGAUUCAUUGCAUGCCAAUGACGACAGGAUAUGUUUGAGAGAAUAUGCUGGAUUACACUUUUAAAUAUAAGUAUUGGGUUUACGCUUACUCAAAAUGUAAUUAUACAAAUGUGAAAAACUGUGAAAAAAAGUUUAAAAGUCAUAUCUUACUGAGAUGCAAUAUUAUAGACGGUUUAUUAUUUUUAUUAUGUACAUAAAUGGACCAAGAUGAGCAUAUUUAGACAGGUUGCAAACCCUGUUUAGUGUUUAAUAUCACUUUAAAAACAAAAGUCCAGUACAAACCAGUACAAAUAGAAAGAAAUCUUAAUUGAAUCUAAGGGCUUCAGUGUUAUUACAUUUUGACAGUUUGGAGUUUGGAUAGUCUUGGCUCAUUUGAAAAUUCUGUCAAUAUAAGUCUAAGUCUAAAUUUCAUUUUUAGGAAAACUGUAACUGUAAUCAUAAGUUUUAAAAUAUAUAUCACACAACUCAGAAAGUCUUAAAAGUAGCCUAUAGUUCACCCAAAAAUGAAAAUUCUGUCAUUACUUACUCAUCCUCAUGUCAUUCCAACCCUGUAAGAAGAAGAGAAGAUUUGUUGAAUUGUUGUUAUUUUUGUUUUCUUUGCACACAAAAAGUAUUCUCAUAGCUUCGUAAAAUUACAGUUGAACCACUGAUGUCACAUGGACCAUUUUAAUGUUUCUGGAUGAGUAAUUAAUGACAGAACUUUCAUUUUUGGGUGAACUAUCCCUUUAAGGUCUGACCCGAGUUUGGUUUGACCCAACUUAAAAGCUGUAAGAGGAGUUAGAGUCAGACAUUUUCUAUUAUAGAAUAUUUUUUAAAUCAAACAACAUGUUGGUUUUCUCAAGCCAAAAUAAUAAACUAAGAAACAGAGAAAAACAUUCAAUAUGUCAAGGUUUUCAAUUUUUAGCUUCUUAUCAAUUUUUAUCUUAACAAUUCUACAGAGGAAAACACCAGUAUGCUGAAAACACCAGAUUCACGUUACUAAAAACAGGUGUUUUCAUCAGAAAUGCUUUUAUUAAAGUUAUGCUUUGUUUUGUUUUUUUGGUUUGUUUGUGGUUAAAGGUUCAAAUCCUGCACGUGUUGAUCCAUGAAAUUUCACCAUUGUGUCCUUGAUUAAAACUCUGAAUCUCAGGAACUGAAAAUGUAAUAACUGCACUGAAAGACACUGUGGAGAGAAGCAACACAAAAUGCUAAACAUGUAUUAUUUUCUAAUAUAUUUUCAUAACUGUUCUAUAAGUGUUAGAUGCUGAAUAAGCUUACUGGUAUUAAGCAUCGAAAGGGUGUUUUAAGCACAUUUAAAGGAAUAGUUCACAUG